UUAUUUUCAAAUAGCUUUUUUUUCUCUCAUCUGUCUUGUCUUACUGUUGUCUUUUCUCAAGUGGAAAAGCUUUAACACACUCUCUUCAUAUACCCAACAUAUACCCAACAAAAGAAAAAAUUCUUUACUUUUGCUUUUUCAUGGAGUUCAAUCUGAAGAAAUGGAGAGAGAGGCAGCAGGAAUCAGAAGAAGAAGAACCACAUUCUGCAAAGUUACCAAGACUUCUCCUUGACCCUCAUCCACUACACCAGCAACAUUCUGGUUCAUCUGCAGUACUCCCAUUGUUUGUACCAGCUGAACCCACUACAAAUUUGUCAGCAUACCAUUCUGAUGCUACCAACAAAUUUCCCAGGAUGGAGAGUACCUUCAGCUUGGCCCAGUGGCAGGAAGUUGAACUGCAGGCAUUAAUCUUCAGACAUAUGUUGGCUGGUGCUGUUGUUCCUCCUCAACUUCUCCAUCUACUCAAAAAAAGUCUAAUAACUUCUCCUUCUCCAUAUUUAUUCUCCCAACAGUCCUGUCCCCAUUACCAGACAACUUUGCUCCGAACGGGGUACUGGGGAAGAGGAACCAUGGAUCCGGAGCCAGGCAGAUGCCGGAGAACUGAUGGCAAGAAAUGGAGGUGCUCAAGGGAAGUGGUGACUGGGCAAAGGUACUGCGAACGCCACAUCCACCGCGGGCGAAACCGUUCAAGAAAGCCUGUGGAAAAUUCCACAUCUGAAGUUCUCAAGACUACAAGUUUUACUCUUUCAAGGCCUUCACCAUCCAUGGAUCUUCUUCACCUCAAUCAAAGGCCUUCAGAAUCCAUAAUUGUCACAAAGGGUCCAUCCGAAGCCAACAGUGAUUGUAAAUCAGACGGCCAAACCCUUAGGCAUUUCUUCAAUGAAUGGUCUAGACAAGAAACUGGCAAUGCCGCUAGUCCUGUGGCUACGGCCACCAACUUGUCCAUUUCGAUUGCGGAAAACCCUUCAUCCGACUUCUCGUUGAAGCUCGCCACCGGGGAUACCAAUGACUCUGGACCUCAGGUUGUACACACCGAAAGGGAUAGGCAUCAGCUGAAUUGGGGCGCAACGUGGAGGACUAAUCCGGUGGCUGCAAUGGGAGGGCCGCUUGCAGAGGCAUUGAGAUCGUCUACUUUCCCCGACCCCAACUAGCGUUCUACGCAGCUACAUCCAUGCUCAAUAUCAGAUGUUAGCUAUAUUAGCAACUGAAAUGAAUUUCCUUUACACAAGAAUUUGUAACUUUUUCACUUGUCUUUUCCCUUUUUCCAUGAUUCUAUUUCAGUGUUUGUUGAGUAGUUAUACAUAACUGAGUUUUAUAGUGUAUUGAUGUGAUGUUUCUAAUGGUUUAAGUGAAAGAUAAUUGCCUAUUCAUGGUG
Molecule: messenger RNA, 1375 nt
Organism: Olea europaea var. sylvestris
Lineage: Eukaryota; Viridiplantae; Streptophyta; Magnoliopsida; Lamiales; Oleaceae
Product: growth-regulating factor 3-like
Exons: 4
Coding region: 141-1151 (336 amino acids)
Biological process (GO): DNA-templated transcription; developmental process; regulation of DNA-templated transcription
Cellular component (GO): nucleus
Molecular function (GO): ATP binding
Source: RefSeq, a predicted model, not a curated record